AUGCAGAUAUUGAGGGCCUUUGCUCUAAAACAGUCAGCUUCACAGUUCCAAGCAUGGAGUACGGCGAAAGGACGUACUAGUUCUACUAAUAGUAAUAGUGUUCUGGACUCGAAGUAUAUGAAAAAAAAUGUGGAAUACAAACCGAUCAGGAGCGUCCUGGUGGCGAACAGAGGAGAGAUCGCCAUCCGAGUGUUCAGAGCAUGCACCGAGCUGGGAAUCAGAUCGGUAGCCAUCUACAGCGAGCAGGAUAAGCUGCAGAUGCACAGGCAAAAAGCCGACGAGUCCUACCUUGUUGGUAUGGGACUGCCAGCAUUGGAGGCCUACCUCAGCAUCCCUGAUAUCAUCAGGGUGGCCAAGGAGAAUGAUAUCGAUGCCGUCCACCCCGGUUAUGGGCUGCUGUCUGAAAGAUCAGAAUUCGCUAAAGCGGUUGUCGAAGCGGGAAUGCGGUUCAUCGGACCUCAGCCGUCUGUAGUGCAGCAGAUGUGUAACAAAAUAGAAGCCAGGAAACUUGCCAUUAAUGCCAAGGUUCCAAUCAUACCUGGUACGGACGGGAUCGUCAUAACCAAGGAAGAAGCUUUGAAUUUCACUCAGCAGAUUGGACUUCCUGUUAUAUUCAAGGCUGCGUUCGGCAGCGGCGGUCGCGGUGUGAAAGUGGUUCGAGAAUUGAAUGACGUGGCGUCCGCCUUCGAGAGCGUCUCCACCGAAGCGUUGGGAUCUUUCGGCAACUCAUUCAUAUUUAUCGAGAAGUACAUCGAAAAGCCCAGGCAUAUUGAGGUACAGGUUUUAGGUGACAAGGCUGGCAAUUUGGUGCAUUUGUUCGAGCGCGACUGCUCUGUGCAGCGGCGGCAUCGGAAGAUCGUGGAGAUAGCGCCUGCACUACACGUCGAUCCUGAGAUCCGAAAGAAGAUGACGGAUUACGCGAUGGACUUGGCAAAGUCGGUGGAAUUUGAGAACGCGGGCACUGUCGAGUUCUUGCUUGACGAUAGGGGUUCAGUGUAUUUCCUGGAAGUUAAUGCUAGAUUGCAACCAGAACACACGGUUACAGAAGAAAUAACCGGCAUCGAUUUAGUACAAUCUCAAAUACGUGUGGCUGAAGGCAAGACUUUACCUGAGAUGGAACUAACUCAAGACAAGAUACAAGCAAAAGGGGUCGCCAUACAGUGCAGAGUAACCACUGAAGACCCCGCAAACAACUUCCAACCUAGCACCGGAACUAUUGAAGUGUUUAGGUCUGGCGAGGGGCAGGGUAUACGUCUGGAUGCAGCAACAUCUUUCGCCGGCGCCAUAAUUUCUCCUUACUAUGAUCCACUUCUUGUUAAGGUAAUCUCCCACGGACAAGACUUGCCAAUAUCAGCCGCUAAAAUGAACCGAGCGCUGCGUGAGUUCACUAUCCGAGGCGCCAGAACUAACAUACCUUUCUUAUUGAACUUGCUCGAGAACCAGAAGUUUAUUAAUGGUCCCGUCGACACAUUCUUUAUUGAAGAGAACCCACAGCUAUUCAUCUUCAAGAAAUCUCGGAAACGAACUCAAAAGCUCCUGCGCUUCCUCGGACAUCUCCUAAUAAAUGGUCCUGCUACCCCCCUGGCUACCAAUAUACCGCCAUCUGACGUCAAACCUUACAUUCCACCGGUAAAAUUAACUGCCCCACCACCAAAUGGCCUCAAGCAGAUUUUAAAUGAAGGCGGACCAGUCACAUUCGCGAAAGCCGUACGCCAGCACAAGGGUCUACUUAUAAUGGACACCACAUUCAGAGAUGCCCAUCAGUCGCUGUUAGCGACCAGAGUUAGAACUCGCGAGUUACUAGCCGUAUCGCCGUACGUUGCACAUAACUUUAGCAAUUUGUAUUCGCUUGAAAACUGGGGUGGAGCGACUUUUGAUGUGGCUUUGAGAUUUCUGCACGAGUGUCCGUGGGAGCGGCUGCAAGACAUGCGGUCCUUGAUCCCCAACAUCCCCUUCCAGAUGUUGCUGCGAGGAUCCAACGCUGUCGGCUACACCAACUAUCCUGACAACGUCGUCUUCAAGUUCUGUGAUAUGGCAGCCAAAAACGGCAUCGACAUCUUCAGAGUAUUCGAUACCAUGAACUAUCUCCCGAACUUGAUCCUCGGUAUGGAUGCAGCUGGCAAGGCCGGCGGCGUAGUCGAAGCCGCUAUCUCAUACAACGGUGACGUAUCAGAUCAUAACCAGAAGAAAUACGAUCUAAAGUACUAUUUGGAUGUUGCUGAUGAACUGGUGAAGGCAGGAACCCAUGUGCUCGCUAUUAAGGAUAUGGCGGGAUUAUUGAAACCUCGGGCAGCUAAGAUGCUAAUUGGCGCGAUCCGCGACCGUCACCCAGACGUCCCCAUCCACGUUCACACCCACGACACGUCGGGUGCCGGUGUGGCCGCCAUGUUGGCGUGUGCUGAGGCCGGGGCUGACGUAGUGGAUGUCGCUGCAGAUUCCAUGUCAGGCUUCACCAGCCAACCUAGUAUGGGUGCGCUCGUGACCAAGCUGCAAGGGACCAAGUUUGAUAUUAAUAUACCUUUCCAAACGGUAUCAGAAUACUCAGCGUACUGGGAACAAGCCCGCACGUUGUACGGGCCUUUCGAGGCCACGGCUAUUAAAGAGGCUGGUAAGGCCAAUUUCGACCAAAAGGAUACCACCGAAGGAGAGUACACCAGCCGGCAGUUCCAGGCCUUCUCUCUGGGCUUGGGAAGCCAGAUUGAAGAAGUUAAGAAGGCUUUCAGAUCACAAGCAUUAAAAGACUUACCGGCAAGCACGUACAGGCCUGGCAAAGAGCUGCCUCCUUUAGAUUUCGAAAAACUAAAGCAAGACAUCGUUGAAAAUCAUCCUGAGGUGACUGAUCAAGACGUGAUGUCUGCCGCUAUGUAUCCACAAGUGGCGAACGCGUUUUUCCGCUUCCGAGACAAGUACGGACCCGUCAAGCUUUUGGACACCAAGACUUUCUUUGUUGGACCUAAAGUUGGAGAAACGAUAGAAGUUAUGAUCGAUCGCGGGAAAACGUUAGAAAUCAAUACGAUCGCCGUAUCCGAAGAAAUGACCACGGCUGGAGAGAGAGAGGUGUUCUUCGAGCUGAACGGACAAUUGCGGUCUGUGUUCAUUAAGGACGAGAAGGCAACCAAGGAACUGAAAGUCCAUCCGAAAGCCGUGAAGGGUGAUAAAAACCAGGUCGGAGCGCCGAUUUCGGGAACAGUGAUCAAUAUCAAGGUGAAAGAAGGCGACAAAAUUGAGAAGGGCCAGCCAAUUGCCGUCCUCUCUGCCAUGAAAAUGGAUUUGAUCGUCCAAGCACCAGCAAAAGGGACUGUCAAGUCCGUUCCCAUCACGACUGGGCAGCAACUUAAGGAAGACGAACUCAUUUGCACCAUCGAUGACUAGACAUAAAGACCAAAUUCAAACGGCAAAUGUGAAAAAAAAUACCAUAAAAUUUUACUUUCGCUACUCCGAAAUGAUUUAGUAGAAUUUGAAGUUAUUAUGGAAUUUCAUCCAAAAGAAUGAUGAUUUGAAGAUAAUAAUUAGUGUAUCACACUUCUUAUUGCUUUCAAUACAAAUGAGCGUGCAAAAUCGAAUAGUAACGUGUACGUCAAAAUUGAUGACGUUUUAUAAUGUAAGGAUGUGGUGAAAAGUGCAACGAAUAAAAACACUAAAAAUGGAUUUAGCUAAAUUCGUUUCGAAGUACGAAUAAAUUCUGGUUUCGGUUUAUCUUCCAAAGAGAACUAUUACCGAUAUCUAGGCUGUUGGGCAGUAAAA
Messenger RNA from Trichoplusia ni (cabbage looper), 3744 nucleotides. RefSeq names its product pyruvate carboxylase, mitochondrial-like. Gene Ontology annotation, biological process: pyruvate metabolic process; gluconeogenesis. The transcript is spliced from 22 exons. The record is from RefSeq and is a predicted model, not a curated record. NCBI's taxonomy places the organism in Eukaryota, Metazoa, Arthropoda, Insecta, Lepidoptera, Noctuidae. Gene Ontology annotation, cellular component: cytoplasm. Gene Ontology annotation, molecular function: pyruvate carboxylase activity; metal ion binding; ATP binding. The coding region runs from base 1 to 3372 and encodes 1123 amino acids.